CACGUUGCUGGUUGUCGUUGCAUCAGACGGCAGAGAGGUGGAGAGCAUGUGUCGGUGCUGUGAAUGCUAAGUUUAAGCUGACGUCUCUUUCUGUUUCAUUCAAAGGGAUGGCCUCUCUCUAUGUGUCUCCUCACCCUGAUGACUUCAGAAGCCUAUUUGCUCUGAUAGCUGCGGAGUUUUGUCCGUCAUCUCGCCCAAAGACCAUCACAGAGGACCCUCCCACCUCCUUAAAUGCCCGCACCAGACCGAUCCUGGUUCUGGGCUCUGGCGAAGGUGAAACCGUCCUCAGUGGGGCCAGUGCUGUUGCCUGGUACCUGGCUUUUCAAGGGAAGAGGGCUGGUGUCGAUACGAAGCAGCAGAGCCAGGUGUGGCAGUGGCUUAGCUUUGCAGACAAUGAACUGACCCCUGUGUCCUGCGCUGUGGUCUUCCCACUGAUGGGGAUGACGGGGGUGGACAAGAAGCUCCAGCAGAGUUCCCGUGCAGAGCUGAUGCGUGUUUUAAAGGUUCUCAAUCAGGCACUGGAACCCAGAACCUUCCUUGUAGGAGAAGGCAUCACUCUGGCUGAUAUGGCUGUAGCGGCAGCUCUUCUUCUACCUUUUAAAUAUGUGUUAGAGCCACCAGACAGGCAGGACCUGACCAAUGUCACCAGGUGGUUCUCAACCUGCAUAAAUCAGCCACAGUUUCUGAAGGUUCUGGGGAAGAUAACUCUCUGUGAGAAGAUGGUGCCGGUUACACCGAAGAUAAAUGCAGAAAAUGUCAAAGCUGCUAGUGAUACUGCUGGCAACAGCACCAAUGGUCCACCAAAGACAGAAGCCCAGCUGAAGAAGGAGGCUAAAAAGAGAGAGAAGAUGGAAAAGUUCCAACAGAAGAAAGAAAUGGAGGCAAAGAAAAAGACGCAAGCACCAUCAGAGAAAAAAGCAAAGCCCGAGAAAAAGGAGCUGGGAGUGAUUACAUACAACAUCCCUACUCCUCAAGGAGAAAAAAAAGAUGUUAUCAGUCCACUUCCUGACUCCUACAGUCCCCAGUAUGUGGAGGCUGCUUGGUAUCCAUGGUGGGAGAAGCAGGGAUUCUUCAAGCCUGAGUAUGGGAGGAAGAGUCUCAGCGAACCCAACCCUCGUGGCAUCUUCAUGAUGUGUAUUCCUCCUCCUAAUGUGACUGGAUCUCUUCAUCUUGGUCAUGCUCUCACGAAUGCUAUUCAGGACUCUCUGACUAGAUGGCACAGGAUGCAGGGUGAGACCACCCUGUGGAACCCGGGCUGUGACCAUGCUGGCAUCGCCACCCAGGUGGUGGUGGAAAAGAAGCUGAUGAGAGAGAGGGGUAUGAGCCGUCAUGACCUGGGCAGGGAAAACUUCAUCCAGGAAGUCUGGAAGUGGAAGAACGAGAAAGGAGACAGAAUCUACCACCAACUGAAGAAGCUGGGCUCCUCAUUAGACUGGGAAAGAGCCUGCUUCACUAUGGACCCUAAACUUUCCUAUGCGGUUCAAGAGGCAUUCAUCCGUAUGCAUGAAGAAGGGGUGAUCUACAGGAGCAAGAGGUUGGUCAACUGGUCCUGCACGCUGAACUCCGCCAUCUCCGACAUAGAGGUGGAUAAGAAGGAGCUCACCGGCAGAACUCUGCUGCCUGUACCUGGUUACAAGGAGAAGGUGGAGUUUGGAGUACUAGUGUCUUUCGCCUACCAGGUAGAUGGAUCAGAUGAGGAGGUGGUUGUAGCUACAACUCGUAUCGAGACAAUGCUGGGAGACACGGCUGUGGCCGUCCACCCCGAUGACUCCAGAUAUCAGCAUCUGAAGGGAAAGAUGGUGUUGCAUCCUUUCUGUGACCGCAAGAUGCCGAUUGUGUUCAAUGACUUUGUGGACAUGAGCUUUGGAACAGGCGCUGUCAAAAUCACCCCAGCUCAUGACCAUAAUGACUACGAGGUUGGAGUGAGACACAAUCUGGCCUUCAUCAACAUCCUGGAUGAAAAUGGCCUGCUCAUUAACGUACCUCCUCCCUUCCUGGGCAUGAAGCGUUUUGAGGCCAGGAAAGUAGUGCUUCAGGCUCUCAAGGACAGAGGGCAAUUUAAAGAAAUCAAAGACAACCCCAUGGUUGUCCCAGUUUGCAGUCGAUCCAAAGACAUUGUGGAGCCCUUGCUGAAGCCACAGUGGUAUGUGAACUGCACCGACAUGGGAAAGCAGGCCGCAGAUGCAGUCAGAGAAGGACGCCUUAAAAUUAUCCCUGAUCACCACCUUAAGACCUGGUUCAACUGGAUGGACAACAUCAGGGACUGGUGCAUCUCUCGGCAGCUGUGGUGGGGUCACCGCAUUCCUGCUUACUUCAUCACUGUCAAUGAUCCCUCUGUGAAACCAGGAGAGGACAUGGACGGUCAUUAUUGGGUCAGUGGGAGAUCAGAGGAGGAGGCCAGAGAGAAAGCAGCUAAACGCUUCAACGUAUCCACUGACAAAAUUACCCUCAGACAGGAUGAGGAUGUCCUAGACACUUGGUUCUCGUCUGGUAUUUUUCCUUUCUCCAUCUUUGGCUGGCCGAAUGAGACAGAGGACCUCAAUGUGUUCUACCCUGGCACUCUGCUGGAGACGGGCCAUGACAUCUUGUUCUUCUGGGUUGCUCGGAUGGUGAUGAUGGGCCUCAAACUGACCGGCAAGCUGCCAUUCAAAGAGGUUUAUCUGCAUGCGGUUGUGAGGGACGCCCACGGAAGGAAGAUGAGCAAGUCACUUGGCAACGUCAUUGACCCCCUGGAUGUCAUUACAGGGAUCUCCCUAGAGGGUCUUCAUGCCCAGUUGUCAGACAGUAACUUGGAUCCAGUGGAGGUGGAGAAGGCAAAGCAGGGCCAGAAGUCAGACUACCCAAAUGGCAUCCCAGAGUGUGGAACAGACGCUCUCCGCUUUGCCCUGUGUGCUUACACUAGCCAAGGCAGGGAUAUCAACCUGGAUGUCAACCGCAUCCUUGGUUACCGACACUUCUGCAACAAACUGUGGAACGCUGUGAAGUUUGCCAUGAAGACGCUGGGAGACAACUUCGUACCAUCAGAGAAAGCCCAGUUGUGUGGAGAGGAGAGUGUGUCCGACAGAUGGAUUCUGUCCAGGCUGAGUGCCGCUGUCGGCCUCUGUGACGCUGGCUUUAAGGCAUACGACUUCCCAGCCAUCACAACCGCCAUCUACAACUUCUGGCUUUACGAGCUCUGUGAUGUUUACCUGGAAAGCGUGAAACCAGUGUUCAGUAAAGCAGAAGAUGACGCCUCAAGCCAAAAACAAGCGAUGGUGUGCAGACAAACCCUUUACACCUGUCUUCAGGUCGGCCUGCGCCUUCUGUCUCCUUUAAUGCCAUUCGUCACAGAGGAACUCUACCAGAGGUUACCAAGGCGACGACCCCAGCAUGAUCCCCCCAGCAUCUGUGUCACAUCCUACCCUGACACUCAAGAGUUCUGCUGGCACAGUGAGGAAGUGGACCGGGACAUGGACUUUAUAAUGACUGUGGUCAAGACAAUCCGGUCACUGAGAGCUGACUACAACCUGACCAAGACCAGGGCGGACUGCUACCUCCAGUGCAUAGACUCAACCACUGUGUCGCUGGUUCAUAAGUACAGUCUGCAGAUUCAGACCUUAUCUUACUCUCAGGCCGUCAUUCCUCUGACAGCCAACCAGCCCGUCCCAGAAGGCUGUGCCGUGGCUAUCGCGUCUGACAGAUGUACCGUCAACCUUAUGCUCAAGGGUCUCAUUGAUGUUGAGAAAGAAGUGGCUAAGCUGAUGACAAAGAAAGGUGACUUGGAGAAACAGAUGGAGAAACUGAAAGAGAAAAUAGCAAAGACCGACUACAAGGAGAAGGUGCCAGUGAAGGUGCAGGAGCAGGAUGCUGAGAAGCUACGACAGAGCCAGAUUGAACUGGAGAAAGUAAAAGAAGCCAUCGACAACUUCAGGAAGAUGAUGUAACUGUCCCUUAGCAUUAUGUAAAUCAGGAUUUAUUCCCAUUUUUCAUGUCAGUGUGCUAAUUUCAUAUUCAUUUUCCAAGUGAUUGUAGUAUCGAAGGAACUGAAUAAAGCUCUUAUGACAGACAA
Messenger RNA from Sphaeramia orbicularis (orbiculate cardinalfish), 4048 nucleotides. RefSeq names its product valyl-tRNA synthetase 1 (gene vars1). Gene Ontology annotation, cellular component: cytosol. Gene Ontology annotation, biological process: valyl-tRNA aminoacylation. The coding region runs from base 108 to 3923 and encodes 1271 amino acids. Gene Ontology annotation, molecular function: valine-tRNA ligase activity; ATP binding; aminoacyl-tRNA deacylase activity. The record is from RefSeq and is a predicted model, not a curated record. Lineage: Eukaryota; Metazoa; Chordata; Actinopteri; Kurtiformes; Apogonidae. The transcript has 29 exons.